Messenger RNA from Falco peregrinus (peregrine falcon), 4945 nucleotides. It is a transcript of the gene UBIAD1, whose product is annotated as UbiA prenyltransferase domain containing 1. The record is from RefSeq and is a predicted model, not a curated record. Lineage: Eukaryota; Metazoa; Chordata; Aves; Falconiformes; Falconidae. Gene Ontology annotation, cellular component: Golgi membrane; endoplasmic reticulum. The coding region runs from base 281 to 1291 and encodes 336 amino acids. Gene Ontology annotation, biological process: menaquinone biosynthetic process; vitamin K biosynthetic process. The transcript has 3 exons. Gene Ontology annotation, molecular function: prenyltransferase activity.
CGCCCUGUGCGCAGCGCGGUGCUGUGGGAUACUGCGCCGCGCCCGAUGUGCGGCGCUAAAAUGCGUCCGGCUGUCCGUGACAGGCUGGGCGGAAGGCGAGGCCGUGUCCAGUUGUAGGGGCGUUUCGGCGCCGCAAUGGCUGCGUACGUGUGCGUGCGCCCUUCAGAGUAACCCUUCGCAGCCGUACGUGACGACGUGGGCCGUUUGAUGUUUACGGCGGGAGGCGCUGGCGUUCCGCUCCGGUGCUGCUGCUGCUGUGAGACGGGGCGGCGAGGAGAGCAUGGGGCCGGGGGACCUGGUGCAGAAGAUCAGCAUUAGCGCUGAGAGCCCCCGGGGGAGCGAGAGGAACGACGGCGGCUCCGCGCUGGCGGGCGCUGAGAGGGGCGCCCCCGGCAGCUGGAGGCAGAAGUGCGCGGCCUACGUGCUGGCGCUCAGGCCGUGGAGUUUCAGUGCCUCCCUCACUCCCGUGGCCCUCGGCAGCGCGCUGGCGUACCGAGCCGAGGGAGCGCUAGACCCAGGGCUGCUGGUGGGAAGCGCUGUGACCGUCCUGGCUGUGCACGGAGCCGGCAACUUGGUGAACACCUACUACGACUUCUCCAAAGGCAUCGAUCACAAGAAGAGUGAUGACAGGACUUUGGUGGACCAGAUUUUGGAGCCUCAGGAUGUUGUCCGGUUUGGCGUCCUCCUUUAUACUGUGGGCUGUAUCUGUGCAGCUGGGCUGUACGCUGUCUCGACCCUCAAGCUGGAACACCUGGCCCUGAUUUACUUUGGAGGACUUUCCAGCUCCUUCCUUUAUACUGGAGGAAUUGGAUUUAAAUAUGUUGCACUUGGAGACGUGGUGAUCCUGAUCACCUUUGGGCCCCUGGCUGUCAUGUUUGCCCAUGCUGUGCAGGUUGGUUAUCUGUCUGUCUCGCCACUGCUCUACGCUAUCCCACUAGCUCUCAGUACUGAGGCCAUCCUGCACAGCAACAACACGCGAGACAUGGAGUCUGACCAGCAGGCGGGUAUUGUCACCUUGGCCAUCCUCAUUGGCCCUGCGUUCUCCUAUAUUCUCUACACCGUGCUGCUCUUCUUGCCCUAUUUGAUUUUCUGUGUGCUGGCCACACGUUAUACCAUCAGCAUGGCGUUGCCACUACUCACCAUCCCAAUGGCAUUUUCACUGGAAAGGCAGUUUCGGAGUCAGAGCUUCAACAAAAUUCCUCAGCGGACAGCCAAACUCAAUCUCCUCUUGGGGCUUUUCUAUGUUUGUGGUAUUACACUAGCACCAGCCGGUGCUCUGCCCAAACUGUAACAAGAGCUGUAGAGUCAGGCCCCACAAUUCGGUAUUAAUGCUGAUUAACUGUGGGUGAUGUGUGUAUGUGACCCAUUAUGGACAGUGGGAAGAAUGGAGAGACUGUCUUGAGCAGUUGGUUAUCUAUGAGUUUGAUAAUUUCUUGUCUUGGUUAACUUGUACGACAGACCACUCAAAAGUGAUUUGUCAGUUCUUCAGAAGGAGUGAAUUGUGCAGCUUUGCUUCAAGGAAGCAAGGAGAUGUGAGGACAAGGAAGUGUUUGAAAAACCUAAUCCUUCUGCCACUGAAUUCUUUCGCUGUCAACUCAAUGAAAGUGAGAUUGAGCCUCAAACACAAACUCUGUUCCCUUCACAAGUGCGGUGAUUGAUUGCUCUUACAACUCCUUUUCUUGCCAUGGUCAGGGAGUCCAGUGGCUCCUGUGUGGUAAACAGAAAACACUGCCAAAUGUUUUGCAUCACAGCAACGUAGGUGCUAUUACUUCACUCCCUUGUGAGCAUAGUUCAUCUGUUGUAUGGUUUAAUCUUUGUUGUGUUUUUUUUGCCUAAACAAAUUUUGAGCUUUCAUUUCCAAGCCCCCUGAAAUGCAUCAGAUACUAAUUCAUUAACGGUUGCUUCUGCUUGGUCUUUAUAGUCUAGAAAUUUCAAAGUUAUGUAUCUCUGUGGGAUGUUGGUGCUAAAAUGCAGCAUGAAUAGCCCACUGUACAAACUUUAAGCCAAAACCAGUACAUUUAUAUUCUGCUACGAAAGCUGAAGCUGUAAAUGCAAAUUAUGCAACUGAAAAGCCCUCAGUGCAUAGGAAAACAAGUGGUUUCCAUUUUUGCAUUUGCUUAGGAUUUAUUCUCUGAAUGACAGUCUUGGAAUUAAGGGGGAGGCAAUAGACAGGGUGCCAGAUUUCUCUGGCAUGGAUUAAUGGAUACAUGAGUGGAAGAACAAAUUCUUAGUUUAAAAAAAAUCAGUCUUUUUUCAAUUGUCAUUCUUUGGUUAUUUAGCCACUCAGAGUAUUGGAGUUGAAUGUCUUACCAUAGGAAGCCCAAAAAGAAGCCCAGUUGAGCAAAGCAGAAAGGUACAGAAUUAGAAAAAAAGAAAUGGGGAUUAUUGCAUUGGCUCUGCAUAAAAAAAUUAAGACUGGAAACAGGAAGAAAGCAUUUUUGUUAACAAGAUUUUUGCUAAUGGAGUCCAGAGUUUGUGUGACUGAAUCAGAUUUACAUAUUGUAAAGUUCUCCACCUCUUCCCACACACACCCCCCUCUUACCCUGGGGUUUUGUUUUCUUCUGCAGAUCUUGCCACUUGAUACUCCGUAGACAUUUGGAGAACUGAUUGUUUCAGCAAUUGUGUAGCAGUGUGAAAAAUAUGCCAAAUGCAACCAGUGCAAAGAUUAAUUUGAUCCAUACUAUGUUGCACAGUGGCAACUGAAUUCUUUUCUGGGUUGAAAAAUAAGUUUCCUGUGUGCAGGAAACUUUUUUGGUGAAAAGUUUGUUCACAGGAGCUGUGGGAAGCUUCAGAGGAAUUGACAGAGGUGUUGAGCUAGAGCUGCUAGUGCCUGAAGCACAACUUUGCUUUUGAAUCAAGUGGGAGUGUGCUAACCACUAUAUGAAGGGCUUUUAAAUGUGAGCAAUAAACUAGCAAUAAAGUAGCAUGGUGUUACUCUGCAUCUGUCAUAGGUAAGUUAUACCCUUGUGGUGUUCAUCUGAAAGUGCUGAGUAUUAUAUUAGUGGGUUGUACUGACAGUAGUAGAGCUGAGUUGAUGGUGCAAGAUUACAUGGUAUAGCUAUUUAAGUGACUUUUUAUGGCUUUGUGUUAUCCAGUGUUACCUGCCUCUUGGCUUCCUCCUUUACAGCUGCACUGUAGUCAACGGGAAGGAUUCUUUCCAGAUAUAUCUUAUGAGCCACAGUUUCAUCUUAUUAAAAUUGGGCAAAUGAUCUCUCUGACUAGGCACAAAAGAAGAGAUGGACCUCAGCAACUGUGUGCUGCUUUCUACAUUAAAUACUUGUUUAAGUUAGAAACAUGAGAAGAUGCAAAAGUUCAGCUCAGCUGGAUGGAGGGAGCUAUCCAAAAGGUUUUGGAAACUGUUUUCAAUACACACACAACACAGUAUCUACUGUUACUUCUUUGUGGACCUUACAGAAUAAAGAAGAGUCUUGCUACAAGACCCACUUCACUUUUCGGCAAAGCAAAAGCUGUUCUGGGGAUAUGGACUUAGCUGGUGAAUCUAUUAACCUUGCAAUUGGGGAUAUGUGAGUUUAUUAGGUUAAUCCCAGCAUAGCUUUGUUGCUACCUUUUGUAGCAGCCAAGUGCUUCAUUUUAUGAUAGCUUGUUUUUGUAUAGCUAUCGGUUUAAAAAGAAUGGAUAGUUACCGGUUUUUAUAUUCCUUCUACGUAAACUAGAGUACUCAAGUGAAAUUCCUUCAAGUAACUAAUACUUGUAUCAUAUGUUUGCUAACUGUAAUUGUAGUGGUGGAAAGAUCCAGGCUGUGAUCAUCAGUAGUGUAUCUGAUUGUAGUUGUAUCUAGGCUACCCUUUACUAGCAGGGAAAAGCCCCCUGUGUUGGUGUCUGCUUACUGCUGGGAAAGACCCGUGCUUUUUGUUACAGACAUGAAGGAAGAGCUUACCAGUACAGGUAUAUGUUUGUGGAACACUUUUCAAGGUGAGGGGGAUUCAAAGCAUUUUAGUAGUAAGAAUGAGAUGAAAAUUUGGUAACUCCUUGCUAGCAGAUGGUAGUUGCCUCAAUUCCCUGUCUGUGAAAAACAAUAUCAUUCCAGGCUCUUAAGGAUGUUAAUAAUAAAUAACACAUUCUUUACCAUGGCUUUGAGGAAGUAAGUUACCUUCUCUGUGUCUCAGAAAACAGCUGAUUUUUGCCUACCUCACAGGGAUGCUGAGCCAACAUUAUUGUUAUAAAGAGCUUUGACAUUAAUAAGUGCUUUAUCUCUGUGUACUUCCCCAAAAGCAUGUUAGUACUAGAAAACAUUUUAGGUAUGAACUAACCUAACAGGUGACUUAACCAAUGUAAGUAGACCAAAAUAAUCUCCACAUAGACAUUGAGUGGUAAGAGAGGUUCCUUUAUUGGUCUGUUAUUUGAUAAGGACGCUGGGUUUCUUUCCCUACACCUCUCCUCCAUGUCCCAAUGCUACGUUCCCUGCAUAUAAACUUUCUAGACUCCUUUCAGGUCUGUCUUGGUGAGCUUGUUGCGAUGUGAUGAGUCUAUGCUGGUAGAUUAACAGAUCUGUAGUCCAUCUGUUAAUGUGUCCUAAAGCACCUCCUGGCCUUCUUAUCUAAUAAAGUGUCUGAAUGUCAUUCUGAUAAUUAUGCCGUGUUUGAUUAUUUCAUAUCACUCCAGUUGUAUUUUUGCACAUGUAUUAAAGCAUCCUUCUGGAAGAAAGAGGGCCUUUGCUGUGUUUAUAGUAUAAGUGCAUGAAAGAUCGUAUUAUUUUUUUUCUGUCUAAGUGUCCUUUUAUGAAUCGCAUAGUCCUGUCUUUCCAUAUCAUCAGGUAAAAAGUUCAGUGAUCAUCUCCUACUAAUGGCAGACUUCAGAGUAGUUCCAGUGUUUUCAUCAGAGCGGAAUUUUCUUUGUAGUUUUCUGUGCCAUGUACUGUUCAGCAUUUGCAAGGAGGUUUCAGCUGACCUUUCAAUCUUCUUAAUAAAGAUGGACUUCAUCCUCA